Molecule: messenger RNA, 471 nt
Organism: Entamoeba histolytica HM-1:IMSS
Lineage: Eukaryota; Evosea; Mastigamoebida; Endamoebidae
Exons: 1
Coding region: 1-471 (156 amino acids)
Source: RefSeq, a predicted model, not a curated record
AUGUAUUAUUCUUAUAAUUAUACUACAAAACAAUAUGAAAAAUGUGAUGCAAAUCUUAUAUUAUCACUACCAGGUCAACAAUUUUAUUGUCAAGAAUCAAUUCCUAUUCAAUUACCUUCAUUACUCCCUCCAAUUCAAUUUGUUUAUGAAAUUGUUCCAAAUAAUACAUCAUUUCUUUUUAGCUCUUUAAAAGUGAAUGAAGAUGGUGAAAGAGUUCUUAGAGUUAAAGAUGCUCCUCUUAUUGAUUAUUAUAAUGACCUUCCUGACUUUUAUUCUUCUAAUUCAAUCAUUCAAAAAAUGGAACAAUCUAUCAAAAAUACUUUAGACUGGAUGACUUCUAUUGCUAGAACAAAUUAUAGAACUCCAAUUGAUACUCAAAUUGUUAAAUUACUUAUUUAUGCUUUUCAAAAUUCUAAUGAUAUUAAAAUGAAAAUUAUUGCAGAAUCUGUUAAUAUUUUAAUAAAUGAAUGA